AUGUGUGGUACAAAUCAAACAAAUCGUUAUAUUGUUUGUUGUUUUCAACGUGAUUAUUGUAAUGAUCUUGAUGCUUAUUCAACAACAAUUCGUGCUACAUUAAUAUGUACAAUAUCAACAAUUACUUUAACAACACGUCAACCUCCUGAACAAAAUUCAGAUGGACGUAUACCAUCAGAUCAAUCAUUAACUGCACUUCUCGAUGAAUUUUCAACAAGUACAGUCGGACCAGGUUAA
Messenger RNA from Rotaria sp. Silwood1, 237 nucleotides. NCBI's taxonomy places the organism in Eukaryota, Metazoa, Rotifera, Eurotatoria, Philodinida, Philodinidae. The record is from the annotation of a GenBank genome assembly.